AUGUCUUCCGAGGACAAGUACGAAACGCUGGAGAAGAUUGGCCAUGGCUCCUUUGGUAUUAUCCGCAAGGUCCGUCGCAGGACAGACGGCUUCAUCAUGUGCCGCAAAGAAAUCUCAUAUCUACGCAUGUCCCAGAAGGAGCGCGAACAACUUCACGCCGAGUUCCAGAUCCUAUCGCAUCUGCGCCACCCAAACAUUGUCGCCUAUUACCAUCGUGAACACCUCAAAGUUAGCCAGGACUUGCAUCUUUACAUGGAGUACUGCGGGAAUGGCGAUCUCGGCCGCGUUAUCAAGGACCUCGCGCUAAAGGGCCAGCGAGCUCAGGAAAGCUUCGUCUGGAGUAUCUUCAGUCAGCUCGUCAUGGCGCUUUACCGAUGUCACUACGGUGUUGAUCCUCCAGAGGUUGGCGCCAACGUGCUGGGGUUGACACAGGGAAACGCUGCUGGCGGACCCAAGGUUCCUGCUGGAACAAUGACUAUUCUACACCGAGAUUUGAAACCUGAGAAUGUCUUCCUUGGCGAGGACAACUCUGUCAAGCUUGGAGACUUCGGUCUAUCCAAGAUGAUCAAGUCCCACGACUUCGCCUCUACCUAUGUCGGUACCCCCUUCUACAUGUCUCCCGAGAUCUGUGCCGCAGAGAAGUACACACUAAAGUCAGAUAUCUGGUCUUUGGGCUGCAUCAUCUACGAGCUCUGCGCUCGCGAGCCACCCUUUAACGCAAAGACACAUUUCCAGCUUGUGCAGAAGAUUAAGGAGGGCAAGUUCCCUGCCUUGCCCGACGUUUAUUCUCCCGAGCUUUAUCAGGUUAUCAAGGACUGCCUCCGUGUGAACCCUGAUCGAAGACCUGAUACUUCUGAGCUCCUGAACCUGCCAGUGGUCAAGCUUAUGAGGAAGGAGAAGGAGGUUGUCGACCUGAACAAAUCUCUCCGCCUCAGAGAGGAUGCUUUACGUAAGAAGGAAAGGGACCUCAAUGAGAGACUUGCCAAUCUGGAGAGAGAGAAGGACGUUAUCCGAGACGAGCUGGACUCUUCGCUACGGAGAGAGUGGGAGGUUAAAGCGCGUCUCGAGAUUGACCGUCUUGCCAACGCAGAGAUCGAGCAGCUCCAAAGUCGCUUCGAAGCCGAGGUUCAGGCACGCGUCGAAGCUGAACUGCAAAAGAAAGCAGUAACAUUUUCCGGCUCAAGACCUGAGAGUCGAGAGGAUGAGUAUGCCUCAUCGAUGGGCAAGUCGGAUUACAAGUCUGACUAUCCCCACUCUUCCAUUGGUGGCAGCGAGGUUGAGUUCCCCUCGACAACAGAUCUCACUGAGUACUCCAUCGAUAGCCCCGAGGCGCCUCGAGAGACUAAGAAGACAGCUCGCACGCCUUUCAGCCGUGCGCAGACCAUGUUCGUCGGUAACCCCGCUGGUACACCAAUGGAUAUCGAGAUGAACUCACCCAGCCCCAUCGCUAUCGCGUCGCUAUCUCUUUCUCCUCGUCGCAAUGGCAACACCAAGGCUCCUACCACUGCCAACGCAAACAUCUUUACCGCCAACGCCAAUCGAAACUCUGCCGAUUCCCGAUGGGAUCAUCCUCGUGAUACCUUGUCUGAUUCUGAAGAUGAAGACGUUGUCCCAUCGCCGACACGAAACAUCAAAUCUUCGAAGAAUCCCUUCACCUCCAAGACACGACCUGUCCUCACUUCUCAGAAGUCGUGCCCCAUGAACCGCCUCAAGACCCAACCAUCAACCUCGGGCUUCGUGUCUAAGCAGAUGCCUCCACCUGAGGCUCCGAGGUCGCCCACUCGCCGUCUCAGCAAGAUUCCCUCAGCAGCAAACCUCCAGUCCGAGGCCAACAGCCAGGGCUUGACGCGCGCCUCAUCACUCAAUAACAAGAAGAACAGCAGCAGCACCGAUGAUGUUUUGGGCAAGGUUGCUGCUAAGAAUAACAUUCGAGGCCGAACCCUCGUCGAGCUUCAGCAGGCUCGCGCAGGCGGUCGUCCCAUGAGCGCCAUCGUGAUGCCCAGCACAGGGGAGAACGUCAGCCCCAAGAGGGCAUUCCGAGACCGCAUCGGAAUCGAGCGCAAGUCAAGUGGUGACGAGCCCGUCGCUGUCUGGGAUCCGGAACGAGACGAAAUGCCUAGUCCUUUCCUGGUCCGACAGCGACGGAUCGCCCGGGUGUAG
This is a messenger RNA of Fusarium musae, 2160 nucleotides long. RefSeq lists its product as uncharacterized. The record is from RefSeq and is a predicted model, not a curated record. Lineage: Eukaryota; Fungi; Ascomycota; Sordariomycetes; Hypocreales; Nectriaceae. The coding region runs from base 1 to 2160 and encodes 719 amino acids. Gene Ontology annotation, molecular function: protein kinase activity; ATP binding. Gene Ontology annotation, cellular component: nucleus; cytoplasm; centrosome. Gene Ontology annotation, biological process: protein phosphorylation; chromosome segregation. The transcript has 3 exons.